Messenger RNA from Rhipicephalus sanguineus (brown dog tick), 7556 nucleotides. RefSeq names its product glycoprotein 3-alpha-L-fucosyltransferase A. Gene Ontology annotation, molecular function: alpha-(1->3)-fucosyltransferase activity. The record is from RefSeq and is a predicted model, not a curated record. NCBI's taxonomy places the organism in Eukaryota, Metazoa, Arthropoda, Arachnida, Ixodida, Ixodidae. Bases 294 to 1697 code for a protein of 467 amino acids. Gene Ontology annotation, cellular component: membrane. The transcript is spliced from 8 exons.
ACAAGGGGAAGCAUCUGAACUGUGCCGACGAGCCGCCUGCUUUGCACCAUCACCACGCCGCGCGGCAGCUGAGCGGCGGCGGCAGCAGCAGCAGCAGUGCUGGGAAGCCCACCUCCGAGGAAGCGAGCCGUCGGCUGACUCCUUGUUCCAGGAGCGCGCAGUGGCACUGGUUCCGGGCGUCCGGAAGUCACGGCAAGAACCGCGCAUGGGUUCCAGGACAUCGGGCGUCUCUCAAGCAGCACUGUCACGAGUCGACGGCGCAGCAACAUUGCUGGGGCCUGCCAUGGCGUAGCAUGUUCCCGGCCAAGAAGCUCCGGCUCCGGCGACUACUCGCCUGGGCCGCCGGCCUCAGCUUCUGCACCGUGCUGCUGGUCGGACUCCGGGAGCAGCAGCAGGCGCCCGGACUGCCCGACGCUGCGUCGCGAGAUGUCAACAACGCCAUCGGAGGGCAGCGCGCCGUGGACCAGCAGCCGCUCCCUGGACAAGCACAGCAUCCCGGUGCGCCACUGGCGGCCAGGAUCAACACCGCCAAAGGCAAGCCGGUGGCUCAUGGCCAGGCCGGCUCUUCCGAGCGUCCCUGGUACAUGCGCGGUGGUCGGCGGCGACCUCUUCCCGGCGACACGGGUAGCCUGUGGCCGCACGAGGACUCUGGCGACCGCAUCGAGCAGCAGUUGAUGUUCGUGCCUGAAGACUACAAGCGGAACAACACGCGUAUCAAGAAGAUCCUGCUCAUGCGGGGACUCGGCGGCUGGGGGGACCUGCCUAGGGGACGGGCGGUGUUCCUGCGCGACAAGUGUCCCGUGGACACGUGCGAGAUCGUGACGUCGCAGGACGAGGCGCCCGACGCGGACGCGGUUCUCUUCAAGGACCGCUUCGUGGCCCCCAAGUACCGGCGACCCUGGCACCAGGUGUGGAUCCUGUACCUGCUCGAGUGCCCCUACCACACGCAGUCGUUCAUCAACAUCAAGAACAUUUUCAACUGGACGGCCACGUACAGGCACGAUUCAGACAUAGUAGCACCGUACGAAAAGUUCGUCAGCUACGACGACGGCGGCACGAGUGCUCAGCGCCCGGCGUCACCGCGCAACAAGACCAAGAAGGUCGCCUGGUUCGUGUCCAACUGCGCGGCGCGCAACCAGCGGCUGCAGUUCGCGCGCAAGCUGGCCGCCUACAUCGACGUCGACAUCUACGGCACGUGCGGCUCCCUCAAGUGCCCCCGUGCGCAGGCCGGCCACUGCUUCGAGCUGCUGGACCGCGACUACAAGUUCUACUUGGCAUUCGAGAACUCCAACUGCAAGGACUACAUCACCGAGAAGUUCUUCGUCAACGGGCUAGGGCGCGACGUGGUACCGAUCGUGAUGGGCGCUCGGCCAUCGGACUACGUGCGCGCCUCGCCCGCUCGCUCGUUCAUCCACGUAGAGGACUUUCCAUCGGUGAAGGCGCUGGCCGAGUACCUGCACUUGCUGGACCGCAACGAGACUCUGUACAACGAGUACCUGCGCUGGAAGGGCUCCGGCGAAUUCAUCAACACUUACUUCUGGUGCCGCCUGUGCGCCAUGCUGCACGCGCCGCCAGUGCCAAAGGUGAGCCGACUGGAUGACAUCGGUGCUUGGUGGGCGGGGCCCGGCACAUGCCGCAGCGACCGCUGGAGGGACUUCAAGCCCAAGCAAGACCCCGUCGCGUACGUGCUCACCUGACCCGGCUACGAGGCGAGCUCGCAUCUUCGUACUCCCCCCAGCGGCCUGCCAGCCAUUAAGCGGCCCGCUACGGCGCAUCGGAGAGUCUUGUUCAAAGACUACGGUCGUAAGGGCCCCUUCGACACGCAUCACUGGCUGGUGCAUUCGUGUGGUCUCGCAUGAUGCUGCUGGACAUGGCACGUGCGCGAGUGACCUGAAACGACAAGCGCGGGAAAACUUGUGGUGAUACGCCGGCCAGCAGUGCUUAUGACGUGGUUUCCGGGGUGGGUGUGCAUACCAGUCACGUGAUGCUGGCUCGUUGCGCGCGUCUUGGUGUCUCCAGCUGCAAACCGGCGUUGAUCGUCGGCACUGCCGCGAACAUGACUCCUAGCUUUUGGUCAGGUUUGGUUUUCGAACGUCCACUGUGUGCGCAGGUGUAUGACCAGUCACUCUUAAGGAGGUAUGAGGUACACAUUGUCGAAACAUUCGUUUCGGUGCAGCAACGGAUCAUUUCGCGGGCGAACGUAACAUCCCGUAUCUUCAGCAAAGCUUCAACUUGGGCUAGUUGCAUGACAUUCUAGUGUAGCUGCGCUGAGCGAAAGGCACAUACUCGUCCUGUUCUCUUUGUCCUUAGUCCUUGGUGCAUUUCGCUCAGCGCAACUACACUGGAAAGCCCGAAUCCUAUUCAACGAGUCAACGUCAGGCCUUAUGAGGAUGACCAACUAUGGAGAACAAAGUCACGGGUUUUCUACGUUGCGCUGUGGAACGGGGCAGUGCUCACUAGAACGCCCGCAGAACAGAAAGUGAAUCUCUAACCGUGCGGGAAACGCCGGGUGCGACAAACCAAAGAGCUAGCAGGCGUGGAUUAUCCGGGCCACGGCUGCCAUUCAAUACAUCAAAGUGUAUCGCAUCUUUUUACAAGCUAAUUACGAACUUCUUCGCGAUUUUGGCGCAUGCGUGUGCUCGUUUUUCACGGGAACGUGUUGUUGGUGAUAUGACGCGAUUUAAUGAUACGUGUCGUAAAGCCUGCGGUAGUGCUUUUCUCGCGAGUUUGCAGAGCGGCCGUGAUUUCCGAACGUCAAGAGUGGCCCCGCACGUAAGCUGGUGCUACGUGCGGCCGCAGCCGACUGCAUCUUGUGGCUAUGUAUUUUUGUUCAUCGGGACUCGUCUUCAACAUUCCACGCUUUGCUGACCGACCGAUUCCACGUGCCCUGAAAGUAUAAGCAUAAUAUUUAACGCGCGAUACUACUGCUACUACUAGAAAUAACGCAAGUUUGGGCAUGUUGGUAUUCCAUUUCAACAUCUAUAGCGCACAACACAAGGACAGACUAGCUAGCGGCUGUCGCCAUCGGUUGUCACUCAUCCUUGUCUUGUGCGCUAGAUGCCGAAAUAUUACCAGCGCUUCGCACUGAAACCUGCGCACUUUGUCAGAAGCCUCAAAGCCAUUCCGUGAACACGAUUAGUCGACAGGAGACUCCCGUGGCACGAACGACGCGGUGAAUGAACCGGGCAGCCUGUUCAUACUUCUCGCUACUUCCAGUGAUCGACAUGAAGGAGUAUUCGUACACGCGUUCGGUGGCUUCGGAACCUUUGGCUCAGGCAGUUCCGUAACUGCCAUACACUUAAUACUUUAUGCCUUUGAGCUCCAAGGCCAAAGCCCAAGUUUGCUAUGACAGACAAGACUAAUAGAAUUUGAUUAAUGAAGAGGCCUAAAGCUUCACAAGCCUAAAGAAAAAAAUCCAGCGAACCUGGUUGCAAGAAUGUAUGCUUUGUGACACGUCAUUUGGUGGAUAACGUUAACGUGCACGGCGCGGCGAAGAAUUAAACGUACUUUGUGAGCGCGUUAAUAAGAGUUAUUGAUUAAUGCAUCAUUUAGAGCAUCCAAACAGCUUGAUAAAAGUCGUACGUUUCGUUAAAGUAUAGCUGGAAAGUCAACCCUUGGUCAUCACAGCGUCUAGCAUUACAGUAUGGACUUGUCUGUAACAUCGUAGCCCUUUAGUGGACUCCACUGCAGCAAGACGGUUUUGUUCAGUCAGUGUGAGUUUCUGCAUUCAGACGUUUAUCUAUAGCUUACCCCACACGGCAGUCUACGAAUCGUCAUAACUGUUCUUGACGGUCGUAAGUUCUACUUAAUACCGAGCUUGGAGCAAAGUACGUGUCCGGAUAUAUGACACAACCAUCCAGUCCUGUUUUAUAUAUAUUUUUUUCUUUCUAGGCUUCUUAUUCGCUUUUCUAAAAAGCGUGUUACAUGCGCACGUAGAAUAUUCGUUAUUUUUUUUUUUAUGGUGCAGUGCUGGUUGAUACGUCACCGUAAACCCUCGGUGCGCCCUACUGGCGUCACAUUUAGCGCUCUCACUCAACCACAGAACCGCGCAAGUGCAACGAGCAACCCACCGCACAUGACCUUCUAUGAAAGCAUGCGCACACCAUAUAGCCCACAUAGAAGACGCACAAGACAGGGCUCGCUUCUCCCGCUGCGUUAAUGCAUGCGCAUUUUUUAUUUCUUGACAGCUACGAAUUUCAGUGGUCAGUGGCACGCGAACAGUACUUUGAAUGGUAGAAGUGCCGUCGGUAGUCUUCAGUACAUGCGGAGAGGGAGUGUACAUACAAAAUACGCUUAGCUCUACCAUUCGGAUGGCGCUGUUGAAUAAGCGAGGCUAUUCGCGAGGCGCACACGACUAGCGAGUGCCAGCCAAGCGCCGGGAACUCAAGCCGGAAAUUCUAGUCUUGAUGGACAUCGUGUAAUGGCCUCUGUAUAUGGACGGUCUGCACACGGACUCGGUGGCAUUAAUGGAAGUACACACUGAUGACACUACAGAAGUAAGGGUUGCGCGGAACAGUUUUUUUUAUUUUCCUCUCUGAAUGGCUACAGGCGAUAUAGGUGCGCCGCUCUCGUAUUUAUUCUUUCUCGUCGCUAUGUGAAUGUAGGUGUAUUCUGUCUAUAAGGAACAACACUGUCCGUACAAGUCCUUGUCCGCGUGAUCUUUGUGGGAUUGUGUACUCCGAGUGUUCGCAAACAAGAACGAAUAUGCGCGUCGAAAUGGAUGUCGUGUUCUUUUAUUAUAUUUUUUUCCUUUUCCUCCAUCGUUAACGUCGUUCGGUGCUUGUAUACGCAGUUUUUCUUCUUUUUUUCUUCUUCUAAAGCUUUCUCGCGUUUCGGAAUCUACGUGGACUGCUGCCUCGGCUAUAUUGCAGGUGCGAGACAGUUUAAUGUACUGUGAUCCGAGGGCGUAUAGCGAACCACGUGAAGCGUGUGCCACGCCUUCUCAUUGGGGGGCGGAGUCAUGAUGAGCUUGUCGCGGCGCUGUGAUCAUGUCAGUGUCAUCAUGACUACGCCGCCGUCUCAUUUGGGCGAUCCUGUGCGGCAUUGUAGGCGCUGGAAGUUCUCAUGCGUGUAGGUUAACCUAACAGAGCAAGCACUAAUGUUUUUUUUCCUGCUACCACCCCAUCUUCACGGUAUGUCCGCUACUUGCGGAGAUUACUAACGAUCUGCGUAGGCACGCGUAAUUUUCGCUCUUUUGUAUUGCACGGAGUAAUUUUUAUCGAGUAAGAUUAGCUAUUUUCGAAGUGAUAUUCAAUUACCCUCUGAUGACAGAUUAUUCUUAGCUGGCCCGCAAGUAAGAUGCAGUGAUCGAGUAACGAGUAGAUCUGCUAUUGAUUCCAUGCUAAAGUAGUAUAAGUAGACGCCCUUAAGUUUGUGCGCACCUUUUAUAUCCUCAAGUCAUGACGUAAGGACGGCUCGUAAGCAUACUUUAUCAAUGAACAAGGUCUCGUACCUGCAUCUGUUGGCGUUUUUGAACAAUUUUCUGCUCUUUUACACCUUCCUUGAAACUCCUUGCGACACUGCUGCAAUGUUUCUAGUUCUCAUGAGGCCAGUGAAUAAAGAAGAAAAGAAAAGAAAAAGCCAUGUUUCGUGAACAGGUUCGUAAAUGUGGUUCAUUCAGAAGGGAGAGGUGUGCUCAACAAAAGAAUCUCUGAGCAAGGAACGCUUUAAACUUGCGUUUUAUAUGCUCUGUUUAUACACAUACUCAUUCACAGUCUUAUUCGCGUCAUGAGAUCUGCAGUCUUUUCGAUGUCAAGAACAACGCGAAAAGUUCUUGUAUCAGAGCUAGAAAAUUUUACAAAAAAGAAAUGAACCAGGUUUCUGUGCAGACCUGUUACGUUCCUGUGCAGCUGGCAGCCGUGCAGCGAUCAAGCUAUGAAGUUGUCAAAACAGGAAACUGUGAACUGUGCAUAAUACUAGGGGAUGACCCUGUCUCACUUUAUUUUACGUAAAAUUUAAGACCUUUUUAUUUCAUUUUCAACAAACUCCAAAAGAGCUCAUCGUUCAGUUUUUUACUUGUUUUGAGCAUUUUUGGUGUAUUUCAAGCAACGACACGAAAGAAAGAGAGCACGAAGCGUUGUUUUAACAGUUUGUGCCGAGUAGCUAGGCGUGAUCUCGCUUUAGAGAAAUUUCAUGUGCAAGUUAUACUUGAUCAUAAAAAAAAAAUUUAAGAAAUCAGCCUUUGUUUCAUACACGAAUGAAUAGGUUGGAGUAACACUUUAAACGUUCGUCGUUUAAGAAGCCUAGAAGAGGAGUUGGUAGUUUUUCUUCCUUUCUUCUUCUUCUUCUUCUUUUCUUUUUUUUUUUGAAGUGUUUUGCAACGACACACGAGCUGCCCCUUUCGCCUUGUGGGUGAUUAAUUAUGCUUUUAUGCUGUCUUCCGUAAGGCACGCGGUGUCGUCGCAUUUUUCUAAUGUGCGAAGAUUUUCAGCUGUCUUUUGCAGCUCCGCGUAUACUGCGCUGCUCCGAUUCAGCCGCAAGUGAACACAAAGCUCUCAGUGCAAUUUAGGCGGGCUUUGACCUUCAUUAUGGAAAUACACUAGAACUAAGAAACUCGCGAGAAUUUUGCAGAACAGCUCGCAUAUCUUGUUGUCUUGCAUUGUGCAGCCUUCACUAUAAGUUAUUGCCAACUUGUCCGAAUUGUCGUUCUAUUACUUGGUACUGUAUAGACGUGUCGAGUUCUUGCUGAUGCUCGUACUCCCGUGCCAUGCCAACUUCAUUUUUUUUUACGUCUAUAAUGCUGCACAUAACUACCGCGCUUACUUUCACUCGUGGAAAUGCAUGCUCGCAAACAGCGUACAGCCGGUCAUGAACGUUUUCGAGGCACGUGAUUCCAAAAGCUUUAAUCUUCAAUAAUUCCGGGACCCGCCGGGUGAUCCGAUAAAUUACAUGGAAGCGCCAGACAUGAUUAGUCCUGCGGAAAUUCACAUUUGUCCCGAGAUUCGUGUCUCGUCGCAAACUUUUGUGGCCGACUGUACACCGCUACGGGAUUGUAUAUUCUGCGGGAAAAAUAGCUGAUGCCAUUAUUGUUCUCGCCUAGUACUGCACGCAACUAAUCUUGAGCCCCAAAUAACGAGAACAUGCGUUUAGUAUGUCUCUUUCGUUUUUUUCUGCAAGACAUUGUCUUUACAAUGUGCACAAAUUCGUGUACGCUGUAGGUCAUUCUGCGUACGCACACGUUGUACGCACAGAGAAGCGCAAGGCAGGAACGACUUAAUUACACUCGAAGAUACUUGGCACGUACCUUCUCCCCCCUCCUACGGUCAAAUGUUUUGUACGCAUCAUGUAUCUGAGAUGAGUGCUUCAAAAGGUGCCGGCACGCAGAGACUAGCGGCGACGAUUUCAUCUCGCGCGCUGCUCUGUUCAUUUCAUUCUUGUGAUAGCCGAACUGGUCAAGUUGUGCUAGUCAUGCUGUUAGACGUCAUGAAUAGAUUUACCUUUACCCCCGAGAAUGCCGACAGUCUUUGUACAUAACGGAGAUCUAAGAAAGAAGCAACAGCCUCAUACCAUGUUGGCAUUUGAAUCUCAUCCGCAUCAAUAAAACUGUGUUUCUUUUU